CACCGCCAACACAAGACCUCCGACAGCAACCCUGGAAUCGAGUGCACCCCAGGAGCCCGAAUACUAGUAUAUAACCCACCGUCACUCACCUCUUACACUCCUUUCAAACUCAUCAAUCAGUUCCAUUCGCUUCAUUCACUCAUUCAUUCAUUCAUUCAUUCGCUCACUUUCCACAACAACAUUCACUCCACUUUCACCAACUUCUCUCCAUCUUCCAAACCAGACCAACAACCAAAUCCAACCGCAAAAAUGCAGUUCUUCGUCAUCCUCGCCAUUGCCACCACCGUCUCCGCCGCCACCUGCGGUAUCAACGGCUCUCUCUGCGACAGCAAGAAGCGCUCUGUCGGCAUGACCAACCAGGUCCGCGAGUGGAUCCAUGAGCGCAGCGCUCCUGCUGUUCCCGUCGUGGAGGUCACCCCCGAUACUAUCUCCAUCGAAUAAAUUCCUGACUGGAAACAUCAA
Messenger RNA from Periconia digitata, 462 nucleotides. The record is from the annotation of a GenBank genome assembly. NCBI's taxonomy places the organism in Eukaryota, Fungi, Ascomycota, Dothideomycetes, Pleosporales, Periconiaceae.